Messenger RNA from Nymphaea colorata (pocket water lily), 2043 nucleotides. Its product is annotated as diaminopimelate decarboxylase 1, chloroplastic-like. The coding region runs from base 120 to 1568 and encodes 482 amino acids. Lineage: Eukaryota; Viridiplantae; Streptophyta; Magnoliopsida; Nymphaeales; Nymphaeaceae. The record is from RefSeq and is a predicted model, not a curated record. The transcript is spliced from 8 exons. Gene Ontology annotation, molecular function: diaminopimelate decarboxylase activity. Gene Ontology annotation, cellular component: chloroplast.
AUGCAGCGAAAAAGAUGAGGAAAAAAAAAAAUACCUAAGCCCUUGCUACCUCCCCUCUGUGCAAGGAUCUCGCGUCCUUGCCCAGUAGAGAGCUCGGAGCUCCCUUCACUUCACUAAUAAUGGCAACCACCAAUCUUCUCCCUCCGUCGCUGGCCUUCUCCAAAACCUACAACCCUCCUGAAAUCCGUGCAAACCCGACAGUUGGACUGCGUCUUCCCAUUUGCAAGCGCCAGGAGGGGGUCCUGAGACUGCGGGCGGUCCUGUCAGAUAAGACCCGGACCGUAGAUGCCGUUUCCACAAAAUUCUCACAUUGUUUUAAGAAAUCAGAAGAUGGGUUCCUCUACUGCGAGGACACAAAGGUCCAGGAUAUCAUGGACUCCGUCGAGAAGCGCCCUUUCUAUCUCUACAGCAAAACCCAGAUCGCCAGAAAUGUUGAGGCGUACAGGAAUGCUCUUACUGGGCUGAACUCGAUUAUUGGGUAUGCAGUGAAGGCGAACAAUAAUCUGAAGAUACUCGAGUUUCUAAGGGAGUCGGGAUGUGGGGCGGUGCUUGUUAGCGGGAACGAGUUGAAAUUGGCCCUCCAUGCUGGAUUCGACCCUACCAGGUGUAUAUUCAAUGGAAAUGGGAAAACCUUGGAAGACCUUGUCUUGGCUGCAGAAGCUGGAGUUUUCAUUAACGUUGAUAGUGAAUUUGACUUGGAGAACAUCGUAACUGCAGCAAGAAUAGUAGGGAAAAAUAUUCCUGUUCUGCUUCGUAUCAAUCCAGAUGUGGAUCCUCAGGUUCAUCCUUAUGUAGCUACAGGUAACAAGAAUUCCAAAUUUGGAAUCAGAAAUGAAAAGUUGCAAUGGUUUCUUGAUGCUGUGAAAUCUCAUCCAAAUGAACUAAAGCUAGUGGGUGCUCAUUGUCAUCUUGGCUCCACUAUUACCAAGGUGGACAUAUUCAGAGAUGCUGCUGUAUUGAUGGUGAAUUACAUAGACCAAAUUCGGGAGCAAGGCUUUCAAAUUGAUUACUUAAACAUUGGAGGUGGCCUGGGGAUAGAUUAUCAUCAUACUGGUGCUGUUCUUCCAACACCAAUGGAUCUUAUUGAUACUGUCCGAGAGUUGGUCCUCUCUAGGAAUCUGAACCUUAUUAUUGAGCCUGGAAGGUCACUGAUUGCCAACACUUGUUGUUUCAUUAAUCGGGUGACUGGUGUUAAAACUAAUGGGACAAAGAACUUUAUCGUGAUAGAUGGAAGCAUGGCUGAGCUGAUCCGCCCAAGUCUUUAUGGAGCUUACCAGCACAUAGAGCUACUGGCUCCCCCAUUGCCUGAUGCGGAGAUCUCUACCUUUGAUGUGGUUGGACCUGUCUGUGAGUCAGCAGAUUUUUUAGGGAAGGACAGAGAACUUCCAACACCAGAGAAGGGAGCUGGUUUGGUUGUUCACGAUGCUGGAGCAUACUGCAUGAGUAUGGCAUCAACCUACAAUCUCAAGAUGCGCCCACCAGAAUACUGGGUUGAAGAUGGAUCAGUUGUGAAAAUCAGACAUGGAGAAACUUUUGAAGACCACCUAAGGUAUUUUGAAGGUCUUUGAUCUGAAUGUGCCAAACCCAUUGAUCAUGCUCUGGAGAACUGAUGCUUUGUUCUGUGUAAGAAUAUUUUAUUUUAUAGAGUACUUGCCCAAUGUCUAAGCAUUUGGUCAUGCUUGCCACGUUGGAGGCCGAGUUAUGAUAUGACUAGCAAAGCAGAAUAUUGAAAAGCCACCAGGAGGUUCCCCUCGUCAAUUUUUCAUUUGUUUCACAACCGUUGCAUGUAGAUCAAGAAAACCCCUAUGUUAAGUUGUGCAUUUGAAACUGCUUGCUCGGUAGCUGAGUGAAUGGUUUGGCAAGUCCUUUUGGACAGUCUCCUUGAUUAUUGCAUGAAUUCAGUGGUUAGAAGUUAGAACGCAAGCUGGGGCUACGCUUAUGACUGUAUUUUAUGUGCAGUAAAUGCAUAUUAAAUGUUAUGCCAUCAUCAGGUGAAAGCGAAGCUCGCCAAUUGAUCAAUUCAUAUCUGUUUAAUUGGUUGUU